This is a messenger RNA of Peromyscus californicus insignis, 4015 nucleotides long. It is a transcript of the gene Troap, whose product is annotated as trophinin associated protein. The transcript has 14 exons. Lineage: Eukaryota; Metazoa; Chordata; Mammalia; Rodentia; Cricetidae. The record is from RefSeq and is a predicted model, not a curated record. Bases 1445 to 3886 code for a protein of 813 amino acids.
UCCUGGAACUGCCCUGUCUCUGCAGGCCACUUGCCUCUGUCUCCUGAGCCCACCACUACCAGCCUGUUUAUUUUCUAGAGAAAGAAAGGGCAUGGAGUUGGGUGUAGAGGAUCCGGGAAGCUUUUGGGGAAAGGAAACCGUUAUCAGAAUAUAUUGCAUAAAAAAUUUAUUUUCGGGCUGGAGAGAUGGCUCAGCAGUUAAGAGCACUGACUGCACUUCCAGAGGUCCUGAGUUCAAUUCCCAGCAACCACAUAGUGGCUCACAACCAUCUGUAAUGAGAUCUGGCGCCCUCUUCUGUAUACAUAAUAAAUAAAUAAAUUUAAAAAAAAAUUUAUUUUCAAUAAACAUAUUAAAAUAAACAAAGACUAGAGGGGUUGGGCAAGGAGACUAUUUGGAAGAUAAUUGCGAUUCCCUACAUAAAUGUGGUGGACUAAGGUGGUGAUAAUGAAAUAGCUGAUACAUAAAUCUAUAUAUAUGUCAUCCAUCUAUAUCUCAACAUAUGUGUAUAUAUAUAUAUAUAUAUAUAUAUUAAGACAGUUUAAGUCACUCGGGAGGUAGAGGCAGGUGGAUCUCUGUAAGUUCGAGUCCCGUCUGGUCUACAGAGCGAGUUCCAGGGCAGCCAGGACUGUUAGACAGAGAAACCUUGUCUCUGGAAAAAACAAACAAAAAAAGAUAGUCUUUCUAUUUUUAAUUCAGGGUCUCAUUAUUUAAUCCAGGCUGGCCUAAUACUCGCUUUUUAGCGAGUAUGCUUCCAAUCUGACUUGAUGACCUAGGAGCUCAGAGAUCCGCCUGCCUCUGCACACACCACUUUAUAUGGCUAAACAGCUGAAUUCUAAAAAAUGCUUAAAGGCAAAGUCUGUAGGCAUGAAAAGAAAUGGGGUAUGGAAGGGGCAGUCCGGAAGCAGUUAACGAAUAACGCCUAUGUUCCUGGCUUGUGUAUCGGCGUCCUUUAAACUUCAAACUGUUGUCUACGCAGGGCGCGUGCAAUCCUAGCACACGGGAAGCUGAGGCAGGAGGCUGCGAGUUUGAGGCCCGUCUGGGAUAGAGUGAGAUUCUGUGUGUGCGGGUCGGGGUGAGACAUUGUCUGCUUUCCAAUCUCCAUCCAGCAGCCUCACACCUGCAUGCCAAUGAGCAGCAGGUGAGCCCUCUCUCCAGAUUAGGGAAAGGCGACCUGAAGGUACGGAGACCCCAGCCACGAGGGGGGAGCCCUUCAAGGCUGCUCAACCGGGCUCCAGCCACACCGCGUCUAACCACACCCACCAAGCUGUGGGGUCCGAGGGGACAAACGAUUCCUUGGCUCCUGGUUCCUGCUGUGCUCAGCGCAGCCACCUCCGGCCCUCUCGCCCAUUGGGGCAGUUCCUCAUCUCCCGCAAGCCGUGCCCACGCUUCCCGGAACAGCCCCGGCCCUGCACCGCUACGUUCACAGUAUGGUCCACAGGACUCGAUGACCACCCCUUCCCACAAUCCCGCGGUCCUGCUUGGCUGGCUCCAGGUCUCGCGAGAGGACGAUAAUGCCCGUUGCAGCCCAGAUUCGCCUUCCCGGGCCUCGGAACUGCAUCCUCCCUGGCUUUCCUCCAAUCCUGCCGCUCGCGCUCCGCUCUCGGAUUGGCUGAGAGAGCCGGUCAGUUUGUUUCCCAGCCAGAGAGCAGUUCGACAACUUCUCCGUCUCUGGCCCCGCCUUCGGCCGCUGCGGAUUGGAUGGCCGGGCGUGACGUCACGCGACCCCGCGUCAGCGGGGACUGGCCAAUCACAAGCCUGGCGUAUUUUACAAACUGGGGAAGCAGCCGCAGCCGCAGCCGCAGCAGCAGCAGGAACCCAGAAAAUCGGCGAAAAGGCUGAGAAAGCCCAGGUGGCCCCGAGGGGCGCCUGGAGAGCCGCCAUGACUACCCUCCACACUAGGAAGGAUCCCCUCCUCCGAGGUGUAUCUCCCACCCCUAGCAAGAUUCCAGUACUCUCUCAAAGAUGCCCAGAUUUUUCAUCCGUCAAGUCGUGCUCUCUGGACCAGGAGAACCAAGAUCCAAGGAGACUUGCCCAGAAACCACCGCUCAGUACUCAACGUCCGCUCAUCGACUCGGCAGGCCUCAGACCGAAAACCUCGCACCAGACAGAGAAAUCACAAAGAUUGGGGGGGAUCACUCAACUCCGGAACCCUUUGGAAGAACUCAAGCCUAGCUCUGGGGGACCAAAUGUGGGGUUUGUGCCUCACCCCCAGACAGAGGCUACAGGGGCUAUAGAUUUUGUCGCUGACCCUGCAGCCCUGGCCACCAUCCUGUCAGGUGAGGGGGUGAAGAGCUGUCCCCUGGGGCGCCAGUCCAGUCUGGCUCAGAGAGUACUAGUUCGAGGGAGCAAGGGAGGCACCACCCGGAGGGGCCAGAUUGCUCGGUCUUCAGCAUACCUGGCUCCCAGGACCCCCGUCCACCAACCAGAUCCUGCCAGGGCUUCCUGCUUCUCAAGACUGGAGGGAUUAGGACCCCGAGGCCGCACUUUGUGCCCACAGAGGUUAGAGGCUCUGAAUCCACCUUCAGGACCUUCCUUUCAUUCCUCCACUCGCCCCAGUUUACAGGAACUAAGAAGAGAGACAUGUGGUAACAGCAGCAGGACGUCAGCAAGCCAGCCCUCCAGAUCGCUCCCGAAGACCCCCGCUCAGCCUGCAGAACCUGAGGCUGUCCCUCACUCGGGUGAAGGAGGAAGAGCCCUACUGGGUCUGGCUCAACGGGUGCCAUUAAGAGAGACCGGAGAAAGGACGCACACCAGGACCGCAUAUUCAUCCUUGAAAAAGAUCAACAUUUGGUCGAAGACCCACUUCACACCGCUCCGAUCAUUACCCAGAGUUCAGCAGCAGGCCCAGUGGCCGAGUGGUCUCUCCCCUCAUCUGUCCCCUCAUCGCUCCCCUGAAGAGCCUGCCCUGCCCUGGGAGCAGAUCGUUGUAAAGCUGUUUGACCAGGAGGGUCGCAGCAUGUUACAGAAGGGAUCCCUGGCAAGCACUUCUGGCCCUCACCCCAAUAAAACCCCCAACCUCCAGGAGCUAAAGAUGCAGCGCAUCAGUGUUCUACAGCAGCUCCUGCGACAGGAGAUAGAGGAGCUGGCAGUGGGCAGAGGUGCCCCUCUUAAUGGAGGCUCUGCUCUAGAGAUGACCGAACUUCAGCCCCAGCUGGCUGAAAUUUCUAGAACUCUGACUGCUCCAGAACACAAUUCUGGAACUUCCCUUCCCGGACUGUCAAAACACUCUGGUGUGACAGGAUCAUACCUUGCAGAAGAACGUGAGGAGCCACAGGCUUGCCCUGGAGAGGAGACUAAGGUGGUUCAGCCCAGCUCUACCACAGAACCAGAGCCCCUAGUACCAUGCUGGAUAGCUGGGCCGGAGCCCCCAGAGCCCCCAGAGCCUUGCCUUCCGGCACUGCCUGGACCCCUUCUGCCUCAUUCCCAAGGACAGGCUGGACCCCUUGGGGCCUGCCCUAGGAUAGAGCUGAGACCUUCGGCAGCCUGCUCUCUGGAAGCUAGAAAUCCAAAGUGUAGCUCACAGGCCUGUUGCAGUCAGAGGCCUCCAGCAACCACCAGCUUGACCUUCUCUUCACAAAGCCCACUCUGUGCCAGCCCCCCUAUCCACUCUCUCCAGUCUUUGAGGUCCCCAGCAGGCCAGUCAGGCCCCAGCAGCCUGGCCCCUCGAACUCUGGCUCUGAGGCAGCGCCUCAGAGCCUGCCUCACCGCCAUCCACUGCUUCCAUGAGGCUCGCCUGGAUGAUGAGUGUGCCUUCUACACUAGCCGAAUCCCACCUCCUGGGCUCACUCGGGUCUGCACCAACCCUGUGGCCACGCUGCUUGAACGGCAGGACGCCCUGUGUUUCAUUCCAGUGGGUUCUGUGGCCCCACAGGACUCUCCAUCGUGACUGCAGCCUCCACGGAGCUUCUGUUCUGCUUCGCCCAUCCCUUCCUUUUUAGUCUUAUUUAUUGUUGCUCUGCCCAUUGGACUGGGAGCCAACACCCUUUUCCCCUUGAAUAAAGUUUCUGUAAACCGA